Talaromyces proteolyticus is the source of this 1737-nucleotide messenger RNA. RefSeq names its product major facilitator superfamily domain-containing protein. The transcript is spliced from 5 exons. The record is from RefSeq and is a predicted model, not a curated record. Gene Ontology annotation, molecular function: transmembrane transporter activity. NCBI's taxonomy places the organism in Eukaryota, Fungi, Ascomycota, Eurotiomycetes, Eurotiales, Trichocomaceae. Bases 1 to 1737 code for a protein of 578 amino acids. Gene Ontology annotation, biological process: transmembrane transport.
AUGGUUGAUAGGCCCUUGGCAUUACUCUGCUCUUUCCUGGUAAAACACCAUGGUCGAGCGUUUGUCGUAGCAGACAAUUCCAAUAAUGAGGUCCAGCCAGAGCUUCCCAGUAACGAUCUUCAACGGGGCGUGCGAGAUGUUGAGGCGGUAACAUUAUCAUGGUCCAAGGCAUCACUGAUCGCAGUGUUCGCAAACAUAUGGCUACUCUACUUCGUCAAUGCAAUGCAGAACAGUACUCUCGGCAAUUUGAUCCCUUAUGUCACCAGUGCUUGGGAGUCUCACUCCCUUUUGAACGUUAUUUCAAUUGUCGCAAGUUCUAUGUCCGCAGCAACAUUUAUCCCAUUGGCUAAAAUCAUGGAUACUUGGGGUCGAGCAGAGGGCUUCCUCUUGAUGGCCGUUUUUUGUACCUUGGGACUAAUAAUUAUGGCGACAUGCAAUGACCUUCCGACCUUCUGCGCUGCAAAUGUCUUUUAUACCAUUGGGUUUACUGGUAUUACCUAUUGCGUUGACGUGAUCACAGCCGAUGCAUCCAAACUGAAAAAUCGAGGUUUAGCAUAUGCCUUCACCUCCUCCCCUUAUAUCAUCACUGCCUUUGCUGGCCCCUCCGCAGCCGACCGCUUUUACGAUAUUAACUGGAGAUGGGGCUUCGGUUGCUGGGCAAUUAUUUUCCCCGUUGUGGCUGCACCUCUAUAUUUCAUCUUGAAAUUCAAUCUGCAGAAGGCCAAAAAGGCCGGAAUUUUACACGAUGAAAAGAGCGGCCGGACAUUGUUACAGAGUAUCUGGCAUUAUAUCAUAGAAUUCGAUGCAAUCGGUGUGAUACUAUUCUCUACCGGGCUUACUGUAUUUUUAUUGCCAUUCACUAUUGCCAAUAGUGCCCCUAAUGGCUGGGACACAGGGUACAUUAUUGCCAUGAUUGUUGUCGGAGUCGUCAUGCUUUUCAUCUUUAUUAUUCACGAAACCUUUUUGGCUCGAGUACCGAUGUUCAACUUUGAAUUUUUAUCCGAUCGAACUGUGAUCGGUGCCUGCCUAUUAGACGCAACCUAUCAGCUUUCCUAUUACUGCUGGAACAACUUAUUCGGCUCUUUCUUGCAGGUUGUCAAUGACCUGAGCAUCGCCGAGGCUGGGUAUGUCGGGAAUACUUUUGACGUGGUUUCUGGUGUGCUCUUAUUGUUCGUGGGCUGGCUCAUUCGGAGGACUGGACGCUUUAAGUGGCUCUUGUAUAUCGCCGUGCCACUCUACAUCUUUGCGCAGGGAUUAAUGAUUUACUUCCGUCGCCCCAACCAAUCAGUUGGUUAUCUUGUCAUGUGUCAAAUCUUCAUCUCUAUUGGCGGUAGUAUCUUUAUCAUUGUCGAACAGCUCGCCAUUUUAGCUGCCGUCGACCAUCAGCAUGUCGCUGCUGCGCUCGCCUUGUUGAAUGUCGUUGGCACUGUCGGCGAUGCUAUGGGCUCAACUAUUUCUGGCGCAAUCUGGACAAACACAUUUGAAAAUGCUCUCGAGCGUUAUCUUCCUGCUUCAGCCCUCCCUGAUAUUGACAAGAUCUACGGGGAUCUUCCCACACAACUGAACUAUACAGUCGGAAGCCCAACUAGGCUUGGGAUCCAAGAGGCAUACGGAUAUGGUCAGACUAGAAUGCUUGCUGCGGGAACCGCCAUUAUGGGUUUGGCAAUUGUUUGGACCUUGAUGAUUCGCAAUAUUGACCUUAAGAAAACUCCACAGGUCAAGGGCAUGGUCUUUUAA